AAAUCAAAGCGCAGGCGUCGAGUCGGGAGGGAGCCUAUCUUGCGCAGACUGGGUACUGUACAUGGCCAUUGAUGCUGGUGGAUAGAUGGAGCCCCUGAUGUAAAUAAGAAUGGCGAGGGCAACGGGUCUAACGUACCGUGUUAUCUCUGCUUGACAUCGGAACAUUGUAUGCUACCAUCGGGAUUGUAGAAAAAGCGAGUUCCUUUCUCGUUUUCUUCUGAAUCUGCCUGGACAGCACGCCUGAUGGUUUUUAUUUGACACAAGAGCCAAAGCAGACGGGCGGCUUCUUCUAAUAAACACUCGGGAAAAACAGGUCAUUAUGACCUUAGUAUCCUCCAGUAAAAGAAAACCAUCGGAUUGCUUUUACGCGGCAGCAUUCUGCUUGCAUUUUUUAAUUUGGAUUUCGUGUGCCGUGUCCGGAGAGGAGGAUCAUCAGUUCAGCGUUGAGGGAUGGCUACAGAGGUAUGGCUACCUUCCCCGCACAGAACCGGAAAUGUCUGUCCUGCGCACAGUCCAAACCAUGCAUUCAGCCAUUGCUGCCAUGCAGCGGGUCUAUGGUCUCAAUGUCACAGGGACACUGGAUGAGAAAACUAAGGAUGAUAUCACACUGAGUUGGAUGCAAAAGCCUCGCUGUGGAGUUCCGGACAAAGUUAAAAGUGCUUCUAGGUCACGGACAAAGAGAUACGCGCUGACUGGCCAGAAGUGGCAGCGUACACACAUCACCUACAGUAUAAAAAAUGUCACACCUAAGGUGGGUGCCCGGGAAACCCACGAUGCCAUCCGGCGGGCGUUUGACGUAUGGCAGGGUGUGACUCCUCUGCGCUUUGAGGCCGUUCCAUACAGCGCCCUGGAGACUGGCAGGCGUGACGUGGACAUCACCAUCAUCUUCGCUUCAGGAUUUCACGGUGACAGCUCACCCUUCGAUGGGGAGGGAGGAUUCCUUGCCCACGCCUAUUUCCCUGGCCCAGGGAUAGGAGGGGACACACACUUUGACUCAGAUGAGCCCUGGACCCUGGGGAAUCCCAACCAUGAUGGAAAUGACCUGUUCUUGGUUGCGGUUCAUGAGCUGGGCCAUGCUCUCGGUCUGGAGCACUCCAACGACCCCACUGCUAUCAUGGCUCCUUUCUACCAGUACAUGGACACAGAGAACUUCAAACUACCUCACGAUGACUUACAGGGCAUCCAGAAAAUCUACGGUCCACCAGAUAGAGCCCCGCAGCCUACCAGGCCCCCGCCCACGGCCCCUCCUCCUCGAUUUCAUCCUCCCUCGGACCCCCGCAAGCAUGACCGACAUGCCAGACCCCACCGCCCCCCACAGGGGGCCAAGCCCUCCAACCCUAACUCUAAACCUAACAUCUGUGAUGGAGGCUUCAACACUCUGGCCAUCCUACGACAGGAGCUUUUUGUGUUCAAGGACCAGUGGUUCUGGAGGGUACGGGACAACUCAGUAGUCCCCGGCUACCCCAUGCAGAUCAGCUACUUCUGGAAAGGCUUGCCUCCCAAAAUCGAUGCUGUCUAUGAAAAUAGUGAAGGGAAAUUUGUCUUUUUCAAAGGAAACCGUUUCUGGGUGUUCAAGGACACAACUCUCCAGCCUUCAUACCCUCAGGACAUCUCGCUGUUCGGGAGCGGCAUGCCCACUCAGAGUAUUGAGACAGCUGUCUGGUGGGAGGAUGUCGCCAAAACCUACUUCUUUAAAGGAGACAGAUACUGGAGGUACAAUGAGGACAUGAGGACCAUGGACCCAGGUUAUCCCAAACCCAUUACUAUCUGGAAGGGCAUCCCUGAUUCUCCACAGGGAGCUUUUGUGGAUAAAGCCAAUGGUUUUACCUACUUUUACAAGGGAAAGGAGUACUGGAAAUUCAACAACCAGCUGCUUCGCGUAGAGCCCGGUUACCCAAGAUCCAUCCUGAGGGACUUCAUGGGCUGUGACGGCCUCCCUGCAGACCCCGACUGGGACUGGAACCCCCCAGUGGCGGAGGAGCGCCAAUAUGACAAUGGCGACGCGGACGUUGUCAUCAAACUGGAUAGCUCUGGUGGCACGGAAAAAGCAGUGGCCAUUGCUAUCCCCUGUGUCCUGGCGCUGUGCAUGAUGGUCCUCCUCUACACCGUUUUCCAGUUCAGGAGGAAGAGCACGCAGCGCCACAUACUGUACUGCAAGCGCUCCAUGCAGGAGUGGGUGUGAGGGGUUGCUACUGCACUGUAUAGAGAGGAGUGUGAAGCUCAGAUAAGGUCUAGUUAUUGCUUGAAGCCCUAAGUACAGUAAUUGGAAGCACUGUAAAGGGUGCAGUACAUAAGGAUUGCCAUGUUGGCAGAUUUUAAAACUGCUCGAACCCCUAAUGUGCAAGCUGCAAGAAAGCAAAAUGAUCAGCAGAACUCAACCGAGGACAGUGAGGCAGCCACAUCUCCUAUGUCCAACUGAUAUGUAUGUAUCUGCUUAGACUUUUUUUCUGUAUCUUGGAACGAACUCAAUUAAGUGAGACAGAGUUAAGCUACUGUACUGUAAGUGGGACCUUUGUCUAUCCUUGUCCUUGCACGCCGCUUAAAAAGCCCCUAGCAACUAACUUCAGUGGACAAAUUAGAUAUAGGCUUCUACUUUACUUUAAUUUCUUAAUUAAAUUGCCCUGAGCUGUGCUUUCUUUUUUCUUUUUUUCUUUCUUUCUUUCUUUUGGGGUCUCUGUAAACGAUUAUUCAUUGUGUGGAGGACUGAUAUACGAACCAAAUAUGACCUUUUCUUCCAAAGAGGAUUACUGCUUGAUGUUGUUUUUAAUGGGAUAUUUUUCCUCCAUAGAUCAAACAUUGUGGCAUCAUACUCAGAUUUUCUUUUGCCAUUUCUAUUCAUAUCCACCCGUCUGCUCUGUAAUCUGUGGGGAUAGCAAGCAGCCGUUAGUAAGAGCUCAGAACUCAAGACUGUUGUGGCAGUCUGUCUCCAAAACAGGGGCCAAAAAUCUCUCUGCAAUAUUUAUGAGACUGCCUUAAUCACAGAUAGCUUAAACUCACUUCUCUUUCUCUCUCUGUUUCUCUGGUAGCUGGUUAUAGAUUAACACAGCAGGAACACAAACAGUGUAUGAAGCCAUUAAUUACUGCCCAUAAUGCUAUUCCAAAAUGAGUAGGUCAGGACAGUUUGAUCACAAUGCAUUCAUUGCGCUUGAAAAUGUGUUAAGCUGUACUAAAAGAUUUCGACUUGAUGAUAGUAAAUAAUAUCAGCUAUCAUUUUGCCUCACCAGAGGGUAUGAGAGACAAAGGAAAGGCUAGUUGUGUGUGUGCAUGUGUGUGUGUCUGUGUGUGAAAGAGUAAUUACCCACAUUAUACUGUAUAUGUACCAUACUGUGGUGUCAGUUAUUGAACAGCUAACAUCCCGCUUCCCUUAUUUAGACACUAACACUCCAAACACGUUUUAAACUGCUUUACUAAUCCAUACAUUUUUUUCAACUUUUAUACAAGAUUUGUAAGUUUACGUAAUAUUUCCCACAGGACAGAACACGGACAAGAAAGAGAAAAGAGAAAGGAUGAAGGAAAGCUGCAAUUUUAAAAUGAUAACGUAUACAGUAUUUCUAAAUAAACAAAAAUCAUCUCUGCUUCUCUGAUUAACCAGGUACACCAACAUUGUGUUAGUGGCCACUGCCCAGAUUGCUUCAUCAAGUUGUACUAAUAGUUUUUGAGGAAAUGCAAAGUGAAGCUGUUGUAAAAAAAAAAAAAAAAAGAAAGAAAGAAAAUACACCCUAACAAUAAAUAAAUAAAAAAGCUUAUCUGAAUUAUGGAUGUCAGAAAAGAAGCUGAACUGGUUUUGGCUGUGUGUUAACAAUAAUAAUGUAAGCAGGUUAUUUUAUGCACUGAAACUCUAAUUAAACAUCAGACUAAAAACUACACUUUUGUUAAAUUAACAAACUACUAAUGCAUUUUUAUAGAACUACUCUAACAUUGUUGGAAUUAACAGGCAUAUUAGAAAACCAAAACCAGCUAAAUUAAGUUAGAUGGUCAAUAUUUCACAUAUAUAUCAUGAUCUGUGGUGUUACACAUGCAGCAUAAAUGUCUCAAAACUUUAAUCAGGUAAGUAUGAAAAACAAAUGAUAAAGCAUUUAAAACAGUAUGAAGAUGGAGCUCAGCUGAGCAGAAGCUUGUUCUCUCCCCCAUGUGUUGCAUUAUAAAUGCAAUAAACAACCUGGAUCCUAAUGAAACAAGCAGUCUUGCCUUUGGCCAGCUGCCCUAAAUGUAACAAUGCGGUUGUGUGGUGUAGCGUUUCUCUGAAUUUGCCAGAUGACCUGUUUGUGAGGACUCAUGGUGUGAUUUCAAAUAUUUAUGCUCCUUGUUUUGUUACUCUUUCACUUGAAAUGAUCAUUGACGUCAACUGUACAGGAUAUCUGACAUAAUCUUUUGUUGAUGUCAAGGCAUUUUAUAACAUAUCACAGAAGGAAUUUGAGAUUUUAAAUUGUAAGUACCUUUGAAUUAUCUAAAGGGUCUGUGGACUGCACCAGAGUCAAUGGGCUGAACCUUAAUUAUUUGUGGUUUUAUCUCAUUAUCAUUUGUAAGGGAUAAAAACUUAACAAUGCAUGCCGUUGUUAAACUAAGAUGUCAUGCUUUCACAGUUGUUGACCAUGGAUCAUUGGGACGCUUGUACUAUUCAGUCUUGAAAUGACUGAUCAGAACUGCAGAUUUCUGUUGGAUGCAUUGACAGAUUGCAAACUGUCAUCUUUUACAAACUAUGUGAAAUAACUAGCUUCCAGUCUGUCCUCCAUGUUUCGAUCUUCAGGUGAUUGCCAAAGUGAUGAAAGAAAAUGUAUGCAUUUCAAAGAAAGGAACAUCCUUCCUUUCCUCGAGCAGUGCUGAACUGUGGUGCAUAUCCGUCCAUGUUGAUCCAUGACCAUUGUAAUUUAAGGUGAAAGCAAAAACCUUUGGCUCAGUGUUGUGUGUGAUGUCUUAUCACUUUGUGUGUUUGUGGUGAGGAUCUGAUGGCACCAGUGAGUAUGAAUUAAUGACAACCAGUGAGGCGAGGGGGUACUGCAUUUAUUGCCGUAUUUAUUCCUCUGUGCUCAGCACCUCAAAUCCUGCAUUGUACUGAAGGCAAGAAGCUGUCAAUAAAAUGGGUCUGAAAUGCAAUUAUUAUUUUUUCUCGUCUCACUGUUACCAAGUAAUCCUCAUCCUUCUGUUACUGCCUCAACAAACAAUUCACCAAUAGUGAAUAUUUAUCCAUCUCCGAGAAGUAAAUCACAGAUGUUGAAGGUUACACAUUUACAUUGGACCUGACCUUUAAGAUGUGGCAUGAGUGAAAGCGGGAAGUCUGAUUUUUCUGACCUGUACCUGCUUAUCUCUUGACUCUUGAGUGCUUUUUUUAAUGUCUGCCUUUGACACGUAAUGCUAAAAAUUAGGGCUAAUUUGGAGUGUCAUUAAAGGAAGUAGAUGGAGCUGAUUAGACGGCAGUCAAUACAGCAAAGACACAAAGAUGCGGAAGAGACGAGGAGCAUUUUUGCAAUGAAUGCAGUCAAGAACAGAUAUUCUACAUGCGGUAUAUACUACAAAGCAUAUGAUAAGUAAACAUACUAUGUACAUAAUCUGUGUUCAUUGUCUGCUUGGGAGAGUUUUGUUUUUAAUCAGUCCAUUCCAUGAAUUAAAAAAGAGUUGUAUGUUGUAAAUAAAACAAGUGCAUAAAGAGCGUGUCCUGUAUCAUGCUGUCACACACAGACAUUCAAAAGCUGUAUAGUACAUCACCCAAAUCAAAGUGACAGCUUAAAGAUAUACUACUAAAGGCUGGUUUCUUUAGGAAACUUGGGGUAUUUCUUGCUGUUUAUAUGACUGGUGCUUUCAGAGGCCCCUGGAGCUCAACUUUGUCAUAAUGUAUAGUUACAAGGAAAUUCUGAGCUGCUGGGUUGUGAGUCCACAUGAAGUGGAUGUCCACAUUUAGUAGUGACUCAUUCUCAUAUAUUAUUAUUGGCUUGGAUUGUGUGAGGCCAUCCAGGUGGGUGAAAGAAAAUCAGAAAUCCUGUUUUUUGUUUGUUUGUUUUGCUUAUCAGUGAUUUGUAAAUG
This is a messenger RNA of Monopterus albus (swamp eel), 6018 nucleotides long. RefSeq names its product matrix metallopeptidase 16b (membrane-inserted) (gene mmp16b). The coding region runs from base 320 to 2182 and encodes 620 amino acids. Gene Ontology annotation, cellular component: plasma membrane; extracellular matrix. The record is from RefSeq and is a predicted model, not a curated record. The transcript has 11 exons. Gene Ontology annotation, molecular function: zinc ion binding; metalloendopeptidase activity. Lineage: Eukaryota; Metazoa; Chordata; Actinopteri; Synbranchiformes; Synbranchidae. Gene Ontology annotation, biological process: collagen catabolic process; extracellular matrix organization; skeletal system development.